Molecule: messenger RNA, 294 nt
Organism: Ctenocephalides felis (cat flea)
Lineage: Eukaryota; Metazoa; Arthropoda; Insecta; Siphonaptera; Pulicidae
Product: mitochondrial fission process protein 1-like
Exons: 4
Coding region: 1-294 (97 amino acids)
Biological process (GO): mitochondrial fission
Cellular component (GO): mitochondrion
Source: RefSeq, a predicted model, not a curated record
AUGAAAAAUGAAGAAAAACUAAAAGUAGAUUUAUAUCGAGAUACCCCUGUGCGAUAUUUAGGAUAUGCAAGUGAACUAGGAGAGUCCUUUCGUCCACAAGUACCAAUAUUGUUUGUUAAAUUGGGGUACGCUGUAUCGGUUUCUUAUGUUGUGGCUGAUACAUUGGACAAAACACGUCGAGCUUGGGAGGCUAAUCAAGAACCAGUUUUAACAGCUGCAGAUACUUUGCUUUGGCAAGGGAUUGCUACUUUAAUUCUUCCUGCAGUUUCAAUUAACAGGUAUUAUUUGCAAUAA